Molecule: messenger RNA, 2371 nt
Organism: Benincasa hispida (wax gourd)
Lineage: Eukaryota; Viridiplantae; Streptophyta; Magnoliopsida; Cucurbitales; Cucurbitaceae
Product: pentatricopeptide (PPR) repeat-containing protein
Biological process (GO): positive regulation of translation
Cellular component (GO): chloroplast stroma
Molecular function (GO): rRNA primary transcript binding; protein binding; mRNA binding
Source: RefSeq, a predicted model, not a curated record
UGCAACGGUCCGUUCUUUCCUUUGAUAUUUUUGUAUAUGGGAAUGGGAUAAGGCACUGCCUGGAGUGACCCAUCUGUUCUUCAGAUAUUUCUCUCUCCAAAAUUAAGCUCUCUCCUCCCUUCCAUGGCGGCUCCUCUUUCUUCUUCUCUCGAUCUCAAUCUCAAACCCACGUUCUUCACUUCCCCUCUGCGGCGGAAGAAUUUCACCAAGCGAUUAACAGUUAUCUGUACUUCCUCCAAACCCCCUCGAAAAGCUUCUCCAAUUUCGUCAGAAUCAAUCGACAACAAAAACCCAUCUCUAUCAGAGCAGCUCAAAAAUCUCUCCACAACCACGCUUUCCAAUGCACCCAACGACGAAUCCCAUCUCUUAUCUAAGCCUAAAUCCACUUGGGUCAAUCCCACCAAGCCCAAACGCUCAGUUCUCUCUCUCCAGAGGCAAAAACGUUCUUCGUACUCUUAUAACCCCAAGAUGCGAGACCUCAAAUCCUUUGCCCACAAGCUCAAUGCCUGUGAUUCCUCUGAUGAAGCUGCUUUCAUGGCGGCUCUUGAAGAAAUCCCUCAUCCACCCACUAAAGAAAAUGCCCUUCUUGUUCUUAAUAGCUUGAGGCCAUGGCAGAAAACCCAUUUGUUCUUCAAUUGGAUCAAGACCCAGAAUCUGUUUCCUAUGGAGACUAUCUUCUACAAUGUGGCUAUGAAGUCUUUGAGGUAUGGUAGGCAGUUUCAGCUUGUUGAAGAUCUUGCUAAUGAGAUGAUUAGUACUGGGAUUGAGCUCGAUAACAUUACUUAUUCUACUAUUAUCACUUGUGCUAAAAAGUGUAGUAGGUUUGAUAAGGCAGUGGAGUGGUUUGAGAGAAUGUAUAAAACUGGUUUGAUGCCUGAUGAGGUUACUUACUCUGCUAUUUUAGAUGUUUAUGCAAAUUUAGGGAAAGUUGAGGAAGUUCUUAGUUUGUAUGAAAGAGGGAGAGCUAGUGGUUGGAAGCCUGAUCCUUUUACAUUUUCUGUGUUGGGGAAGAUGUUUGGAGAAGCAGGGGAUUAUGAUGGAAUUAUGUAUGUUUUGCAAGAAAUGAAGUCUAUUGAGGUGCAGCCUAAUCUUGUGGUGUAUAACACUUUGUUGGAUGCAAUGGGGAAGGCUGGGAAGCCUGGUUUUGCAAGAAGCUUGUUUGACGAAAUGGUUGAAUCGGGGAUAACACCGAAUGAGAAGACAUUGACUGCUCUGGUUAAAAUUUAUGGAAAGGCAAGGUGGGCUCGAGAUGCUUUAGAUUUGUGGGAGCGGAUGAGGUCCAAUGGGUGGCCAAUGGACUUCAUCUUGUAUAACACAUUGUUGAAUAUGUGUGCAGACCUUGGUUUGGAGGAGGAAGCAGAGAAACUCUUUGAAGAGAUGAAGAAGUCGGAGCAUUCUAGGCCAGAUAGUUGGAGCUACACGGCGAUGUUGAAUAUACAUGGCAGCGGAGGUAAUGUAAAAAGAUCCAUGGAGUUGUUUGAAGAAAUGCUCAAGUUGGGUGUUGAGAUUAACGUGAUGUGUUGCACUUGUCUGAUUCAGUGCUUGGGGAAAUCGGGGAGAAUCGAUGAACUAGUUCGAGUUUUCAAUGUUUCGGUACAAAAAGGAAUUAAGCCAGAUGAUAGGCUUUGUGGUUGCUUGUUGUCUGUUGUGUCCUUGUGUGACAAUAGUGAAGAUAUUAACAAGGUAUUCACUUGUUUACAACAAGCUGACCCUAAGUUAGUUGCCUUUGUAAAUCUUCUGCAACAAAAUGACAUUACCUUCGAAGUUGUCAAAAAUGAAUUCAGAAACAUUCUCGGCGAGACUGCCACUGAAGCUCGACGACCUUUCUGCAAUUGCUUGAUUGAUAUAUGUCGAAACCAAAAUCUUCGCGAGAGAGCUCAUGAAUUGCUGUACUUAGGAAGUUUAUAUGGAUUGUACCCAGGCCUACACAACAAAACUGAAGCUGAAUGGUGUCUGGAUGUUCGAUCUCUAUCAGUAGGCGCAGCUCAAACUGCACUUGAAGAAUGGAUGAUAACUCUAUCAAAAAUCGUACAACGAGAAGAAGCAUUACCUGAAUUGUUAUCAGCUCAAACCGGUGCAGGAACUCACAAAUUUUCUCAAGGACUAGCCAAUUCAUUUGCUUCUCAUGUAGAUAAACUCGCUGCUCCAUUUCAACUGCGAGAAGAUCGGGCUGGUUGGUUUGUAGCCACAAGGGAGGAUUUAGUUACAUGGGUGCAUUCAAGAGUACCAUCUGUAGCUGCCACAGCUUAACCUGCCAUGGAUUUGGCUUCUUUCUAAGCACCUUUCAUCACUAUUCACUACAAUGUAUGAGUUAAUGCUAAAUAUUGUACUUUUCAAAAGUAUAGAAUAGAGUUAUUUUUGCUUCAGAUUA